Molecule: messenger RNA, 1059 nt
Organism: Puccinia triticina
Lineage: Eukaryota; Fungi; Basidiomycota; Pucciniomycetes; Pucciniales; Pucciniaceae
Exons: 8
Coding region: 1-1059 (352 amino acids)
Biological process (GO): endoplasmic reticulum organization; endoplasmic reticulum to Golgi vesicle-mediated transport; Golgi organization
Cellular component (GO): Golgi membrane; COPII-coated ER to Golgi transport vesicle; endoplasmic reticulum membrane
Molecular function (GO): D-mannose binding
Source: RefSeq, a predicted model, not a curated record
AUGCGAGGACCGCCUCCAAUCGACCUGGGCCUCUUCAAGAAGCUUUCGAUCACACUCCUUUCAUUUCAAAUCGGCAUUUCCAACGGUUUUGAGGACCAUCCGCCAACUAGCAACCAAGUCAUUCAUAACCGCCAGAUCAAAGGAACCACUGAAGUCACGAUCCCCAUCAAAGGCCAUACUAUCUACCCUCCUUUCGUAGAUACAGAUCUGCAGAAUCGGUGGUUCGACUUUGGUGGUUCAGCAAUCAUUGAUACGAAUCGACAUGUCCGAUUAACCCAAAAUCGAGCAUCUGAGGCUGGCUACUUAUGGUCGAGAUAUCCACUCACUCAGCCCAGCUUCCAAGUCGAGGUAGAAUUUAAGAUCGAUGGCGACUCUUCUUCCCUGUAUGGAGAUGGAAUGGCAGUCUGGUUGAGUAAACCCUCCCAGCAACUUGGUCCGGUUUUUGGCUCCGCUGAUCACUGGGAUGGAUUCGGAAUUUUCAUUGAUACAUUUCCAAAUGCAAGACAUUCGUACGCCUUCCCGCGGAUUUUGGGGAUGAUCAACAACGGGUAUAAAUCAUUUGACGUAGGAGAAGACGGGGACGGUCAAGAAGCAGGUGCAUGCUCGUAUUUGGUACGGCGCUCAGAUGUGUCUACCAAACUGCAAAUCAAUUACGUUCGGGGACGAUUCCUGGAGCUAUUAGUUCAACAUGAUAAAUGGGACGAAUGGGAUCAUUGCUUUACAGUAUCAAACUACACUCUACCCGAGAACAUAUUCUUAGGAUUCUCAGCUCAUACGGGCGAAGUUAGUGACGCACACGACAUCCUCUCAGUAUCAACAAACGGAUUAGUUUAUCAUCCACCAAAGACGCAAAAGACGGGCUCGAAAUCUUAUCCUGAAUGGAAUGGUAACACGUCUGGUGGGAUCGGAUCGGGUGCACUUGGCUUUUGGGGGUCUCUGGGAGCUUAUCUGUAUCUGGCCAUUAAAUGGUCCUUUAUUCUUGCUUGUGUCGGGCUGGCUCUCUUUGGUGGCAAAAAGUACUUCUCGAAAUACCAGGCAGAGGUUAUGAAGAAAUUCUGA